Lindgomyces ingoldianus is the source of this 4795-nucleotide messenger RNA. RefSeq lists its product as uncharacterized. Gene Ontology annotation, molecular function: protein binding. The transcript has 2 exons. NCBI's taxonomy places the organism in Eukaryota, Fungi, Ascomycota, Dothideomycetes, Pleosporales, Lindgomycetaceae. Bases 1 to 4326 code for a protein of 1441 amino acids. The record is from RefSeq and is a predicted model, not a curated record. Gene Ontology annotation, biological process: positive regulation of TOR signaling.
AUGGCUGACUUGCCUCCGCGACGCAUCUCUUCCGUGGCCGCACCCUCGCCCAUUCCGCCCCCCCCCCCUCUGCCACCCUCCAAAGACAAGGCGACCUCCUACUUCUCGCGCUUCGUCACCCAGCCUCUGACGACGGCGUAUGGCUCGCGGCCUCCCAGCGCGCAGACAAAUCGCCCCGACGGGGGGCGUCCAAAUCCGCUGGUGCCAAGACUCCCCGGUAUUCGCGCUGGUUCGUCACAAGAUGCAAGCCAUAAGACGGGUCUCGAUAUUUCAGCCCUCGACAUCAACCGUGACAGGACCCACGCAAUUCUUGCAGGAAAGGAAAUCCUGAAAACUGUCCGCGUACAAGAUGCCAAGAUUGUCGAGGACACCAAUCUUCGUUCCGCUGUAAUUAACUAUGCAGAACAUAAUACUACUGGUGGUUCGCAUGCCAGGCAGCGUGACGGUCUCGGUAUCCAUGAUGUUAAAUGGUCGCAUGGACAAUUCAGCACGCAUAUUGCCACCGCCGCUGCUAAUGGUAAAGUCAUUUUGUACGACCUCAACCGUGCCGGCGUUGAAUUGGCCCGGCUGCAUGAGCACACUCGCCAGGUCCACAAGAUUGCCUUCAAUCCUCACCAGGGCUACUUGCUGCUUUCAGCAAGCCAAGAUGCCACUGUCCGUCUGUGGGACUUACGAGACAUGAGGAAGGACAUUAUGACCUGUCCUAGUAGAGACCAGUACCCAGGCAUCAAUUGUGGCAUCCGAGACGUCCAAUGGUGUCCCACUGAUGCUGUAGAGUUUGCAUUUGGCACUGAUAAUGGGACCAUACAGCGCUGGGAUUUCCGUAUCAACAAAGGCCCCAAGCAGAAAAUCACGGCCCACGAUCAGCGAAUAUGCACCUCGAUUGACUGGCAUCCAGACGGAAAGCACCUCCUCAGCGCCAGCGUCGACCGGACGGUGAAAGUCUGGGACUUUUCAGUGAAUGAUAGACGACAAAAGGCCGCCUAUGUACUAACUACGCCGUAUCCGGUGUACAAGGCUAGGUGGAGACCGCCAUACUGGUCGGACGAGCAUUACGAGAAGGGCGUCUAUCAGUGUACCCAAUUGGCCACAUCUUACGACCGCGAUCACCCGGUAAUUCAUGUCUGGGAUUUCCGGCGCCCAUACUUACCGUUCCGGGAAAUCAACAAGUUUCACAGCACGCCUUCUGAUAUGCUCUGGCACUCGCGUGAUAUCCUCUGGACCGUUGGGCGAGAGGGCGUCUUCCAACAAAAUGACGUCCAUCUUGCUCCUAAGGUCGUGGAUCGUCGUAACUUGCAGGCAUUUGCAGUAUCGCCAAGUGGCGAGGUUGGCGGAUUUGUCCAGAAGAGACCACGGCGUCGGCGCUCGGGCCUUGAGUACUCGACGACCACGACGGAUGACACCUAUAUUAGCGAUUCGCGGGGAGACAAGCGGAGCAGUCCAGAGAAAAGUAGUCUACGAAGCUCUGCAGAUGACAGUCUAGACGACAGCUUUCUUAGCUCCUCACUCAAGAGGCACCAUGGUCGCACUGCAAGCAACAGAUCGGCCAAAUCAUUUGGCAGCACUCCGCCCUCGGACGUGGCCCCAAAAGUCGUUUAUCUGACUGAUUCGAUGGCCAUACAUAAUGAGUCUUUCAAGCCGAAUCAAGUUUCUUUUCGGGGAACACUACCGGGUGUGAUGAGUGUCCAGGUUUUUGCCUAUUUGGCUCAAAAGUACAAGGCAAUUGCUCUUCCAGAUCCCCCAACGCUCGAGGCUUUCCUCGACCAACACCAUGUUUUUAACCAAAACGCCGAGUAUGCCCAAAGAGCCGCAUUCUACAGAUUGGCUGAGACUUGGAGGAUAGUUGGCAUGUCUAUAGCAGUUGCGACAAGGAGACGCGCAGAAUUGCACAAAAGACGUCGGAUAGAACACAGAAAGACCGCAACCCCAGCCUCGUCCGACGUUAGACUAAAAUCAUUCUCCGAACAGCGAGUGCCACAUGACAUCCAACAGUCUCUAUUGCCAACAAACCCUGCGGUCCGUGCCAUCUUAGGCGCUAUUGACAAGCCGCAAGAAAACUCCGGCACGAACAAUCAACAUGCUGCUACGACCGCAAAUGAGAGCACUUCAAAUUUAGCUACCCCACUCGCCCGACCUCUGACGACUUCUUCUGUCUCGGCAGCUGACACACAGCAGCAGCUUAGCCAACUCCCUGACCCCGAUGGUGACGAGGAAGUGAUUCAACUACCCCCAGCAGUUGCCGGACCGCACUCUAGUCGGCACCAUGCCUCGGAGGAGGGUCCGUCCCGGUUUUCCGAACACACUCAUCAGUCCCUCGUACCACCAAAAGCAAGUUACCCCAGCUUUAGUGGACCGCACUGGUACCAAUCCUCUGAUAGCCUCGACGAGCGUCGGGCUAUGAUCGGCAGUUGGCGGGCUCCUCCCCGGGCACCGUUCAGCCUAGAACCCACAAACACACAGGGGAUUGACAUCAAAAUUCCACGACUGGACCGUCAUGACUCGGACGAGAGCUUUGCGAUGUUCUCUGCGUCAACUGAUUCGCAGCAGGGAACGUCGAUGCCAAGCUCUUUCGCGAGUGGCAAAUCACACUCUCAAGGCGGUAUGGAGUCAAUACCAGAGAAAUGGACACAUCCUCUUGCAGACUCGAGUUUUGGAAAUCCGCGGCCGAUAGCACCAGGCAGUAUCUUGAACCAACACGCACCAGGGAUUGAGAACCUUGGUCAAAGUGUCCAAAUAUCGCCCACGACAAUUCCCAUUGGCAAGGAUGACCCUCGCCCUGUGCGGAAGGAUCAGGGUAUUCAGCAAGGUUCGGCCCGUAAUGGCGCGGGCCAUACCGUGGAUCACGACAGCAGAGAGAAAGCGGUCCAGGAUAUCGAGAAGCUGCGCAGGAACAAUCAACUUCUUCGCCACGAUAGUUCCGAAUCCGAGGCGUAUACGAGCAGCCGAAGCGAGGUGUCUGUGUCGAUGGUGGAUUACAGUUUGGACAUGGAGGCUAGUGGCACGAUCGUCCCUGAAGUUUACGAGGACCUAAAAUCCCCAAGCCAGAAACCACCCACCAACCUGAUACAUGUCUCGGAGAGUGCCUCUCCGGCACUUGAUUCAACAGCCGAAGACCCACUGCUAUUGUCAGAUUUUCAGGCUAUGCAUGAGGAUGCAGAGGAGGGAUCAGCGUUCGCCGUGAUCGGCCUGCUUAAGAGCAUUCUAGCCUUCCACACGAAUAUGCUGUCAGAUGCGCAGACCGCUUCUCUUUUGCUGCUUCUUCUCGCACCUCUCCUGCCACAGACGCAUUCUCCGUCUGACACGUCUGACAUUGAUAUUGCAGAAGUCCUCUCAAGCUUCUCGGAUACAUUCAUUGCACUGGGUCUGACGCCGACACAGGCUCAGACUGUCCUUUCAACCCAACUCACCCAGCUAAUUGCUACAGGAAUCAACCCCUACCAGGCAGAAGCGAUUCUUCAUACCUACCAUGCUCAACUGCACAGUCUUUCACUCUUCAACUCGGCUGCCUCGUUGCGCCGACUCACCUAUCCUACCUAUCCUGCUGUCUACGAACAAGCGCUCAAAGAUACACAAUUAGGUCUCUUAUGUUUGAGUUGCAAAUCUCCAAUCAAUAAUCCGAAGGACAAGAUGCGUUGCGAGACUUGUAAACGAGCCCAAGCACCAUGCUCCAUCUGCUGGGGUCGUUAUCCAGCCUUUGAGCCUGUCUCUGCAAAGAAAAGGGCCAAGGCCAAAUUUCGUUCCAGCCUAAAGGACAAAGAGCAUAGGAGAAAGCGCUCAUCACUCAUCUCGCACUUAGGUUUCGAAAAGCACGGUAAUUAUGACGACCCGUCACCGAGUAUUCCAGAGAAACCCGCUCCCCCUAAAGCAACGUUAUGGACCUGGUGUCCGCUGUGUGGCCACGGCGGCCACAUGAACUGCCUUUCUACGUGGUUCUCAGAUCCUGUUCUAUCUGACGGAGCCUGUGCAACCGAAGGAUGUCUUUGCGACUGCGUACGCGGCCGGCGACGAGAAGAGAAAAUCAAGGAAAUACUGCGCAUAAAGGCGGAAAAAGACCGGGCGAGGGUCGUCCGAAAAGGCGACGAUUGGAAAGUCAACGAAAGCAAGGCCGUGUCUGCCGUCCGAGGUGCACUCGGUGAACCAGCAGGUCUCGCAACACAACUUCGCGAGCAGCCAGGAGGCAUAGGCACCUUAACCUCGGGAGGAGCAGGAGCUAGUAGAAGGGAUGAGGGGAGAAGAGUGCGCGUUGUCGUGCCUCAGGAUCAGAUUGCCUCGCAUCCUCCAUUCCCUCCACACAACGCGACCACCGGCAGAAUGCCAAAAUACUAAUCUCAUUGUCAAUGGCUAUUUCAUCCCUGCUAUCACCGGGGCUGAACCCUGACGCACUUCUCCUCCGUUACCGGCCUUCAACUUUCCACUUCCAUAACUGCAGCAGCAAUGAGGCAAUAACCUCAAAUCCUCGUGGAUCCGGAAUUGGUGUAGUGUUGUGGUUGCGGGUGGCAUCCUGUCUGCUGUGCAUACAUCACACCGCUUUCUCGUCUCGCUCCCGCGAUCCUUCCAUGACGCCUGUGCCAAGACUUGACCGCAUGCGUGCCUGCCACCCAUAAAAAGAAAGGUGGAAAACGUGCCGCAUUUCCCCGGCAGGCUUGAGGCUGGACUGGAAUGAGUGGUACCGGGACGACCACUUGGGAGUCAUUAUUUUCUUUUUUUUAAAAAUUUUUUUUUUUCAUUUCACGGAGGUUAGGAAGAUUGCGGCGGACUUGGAAGGGCGGAUUGUUUGAGGAAGAACGAGUUUUUU